Messenger RNA from Salvelinus sp. IW2-2015, 3766 nucleotides. RefSeq lists its product as uncharacterized. NCBI's taxonomy places the organism in Eukaryota, Metazoa, Chordata, Actinopteri, Salmoniformes, Salmonidae. Gene Ontology annotation, biological process: replication fork processing; protein ubiquitination. Gene Ontology annotation, cellular component: site of DNA damage; nucleus. Gene Ontology annotation, molecular function: ubiquitin protein ligase activity. The record is from RefSeq and is a predicted model, not a curated record.
AUGUCUCCCUCGUCAAACAUUCCUGUCUUCUCCCCCAGGGACCAGGACUUUGUGGAACAGGACGCGGGUGUCAUUCAGAAGACUGGAGAAAUCAAAGACCUGCAGGAUGCAGUGCAGCAGGAAGUCAUUGAGCUGCAGGAGCAGCGGGGCGACCGCCAGGAACUGGAGGAGACCCUGGAGAAGCUGGAGCAGCACAGGGUGGAACUGGAGGAGCAACUCAAACUGACCAGGCUGGAGUGCGUCCAGGAGAGCCAGCAGAUCCUGUCCUUGCAGGCGGAGGAGGUGGCCAGGGAGACAAAGGUGGAGGAGUAUGAGCGGGAGCUGGCAAGGGCCAGGAGGAAACUCAAACAGCUGAAGAUGGAGGUCAGAAAGGCCCAGGGGAAGGUGGAGGAGGCGGGUGAGCGCACCAUUCCUCUGGAGGAGUCCAUCAGCCAAUCAUACGAGGAGAUUUUACAGGAGGAGCAGACGUUCAGUACACUGAGGAGUGAGCGGACGGGAGAUGCAACACUGCCAGACCACCAGCAAGUGGAGUCAAACGACACAUCUCCCAGCAGCCUCAGGACAGAGGAUGGAACUCUGGACGUACCCGAUGUACCAGCCAGGUCAUGGGGCAGGAGCCAAUCACUGCCUGUCUACGCUGAAAUCCUGGCAAACCUUGGGUGCGCAGCUCGCGCUAAGGACGGAUUGUCUUAUACACAAGAAGAGGAGGAGGAGGAGACACCUGUACCAAGCACACCAAAGCAGAUAGAUAAGGGAGAAGAGGAAGAGAAAGUGGAGGAGGAAGAGAAGAUUUCGCAGACACGAUCCACCAGUAGCAUAGCAGUCGAAGAUCUAGACUUCUACCACCCCGACCCCUUCAUUCACUGUGAAUCUGAACAUGACCUCUUCAAAGAUGACAACUUCUUUGCCAAGACAGAUAAAUCUGAUGAUGACCCGUUCAAAGGCACGGACCCCUUCGCUGCAGACAUCCUCUUUCCAGAGGGGACAGAGGAGCCAUAUCCAUCCACUGACCCUUUCCCAGACACCCCUGCCUGCCUGGAACCUGGAUUUAACGAGGACACAGACAACAGCCUCUCCUGCCCUGAAAACAAAGCCUCUACCGGCACCCAGUGCUUUGAGUCCGAGUUCCCCGACGAGGAUGAAUCCAGCGACAUAGAAAUCAGUUACAGCAGGGAGGAUCUGGACACUGUUCACACGGACGCUGUUGAACUCUCCUUCGUUGAGCCUAAAACCUUGAUCAUGACCGAACGCUUGGGUUUCAAGCCCAUCUACACAGCUCAAACCUGUUCUUUGGACACUGAAUUAGAUGACGCAGAUGAACCCGGCUUAGCUUUGGGACGCCAACCCUUCAGUGAAGCAUCCCGGGCCAACACCUGGGCUGCCGGGCCCAACUUAUCCACCGAAUCGGACCCUAAUGGAUAUGAGUUUAAUAUCAAUGCAGUAUCCCCACCUUCCGACAUAGAAGAGAUCGACAUCACUCUUGGAUCUAUACGGGUUGACUUUGACGUUGUGUGUGACUCUGUGGAACUCAGCUACCCUGUUGGGAUUCAGGCCUGUGACUCAGAACCUGCCGGAACAGGUGGAUGCGACCUUCCUGAACCCAGCCCUCCUGUGCCCACCCGCCCGGUCCGUCCACCUAGACGCCUCAAAGGGGGAGCGUCAGCUGUCCUUGUAGAAGAGCCAGACACUCCCAAAGCUGAACGCUGUGAUCCAGGUUCUUCCAGCCGCUCAGCUGAUUCAGAGCUGAACAGUGCUAUCGGGAUGGACCCUCUUACCAGCUCUGCUGAACACAACAGUAAAUUCAGCUUCAGCAACAACAGUCUCGAGCUGAACUAUGAACCCAGUAGUCAAACUUCGUACAACUAUGGAUUCAAACUCAGCCCUGAACACCACAGUGAAGAGAUUCUCGAUCCUUUUGGCACUGAACUCAGCGAUGAAGAGGCCGACAACCAAGCCUCAUUUGAUCCGUAUGAAUUUGAGCCUACCGCUCAACCUGAGACCCAAGACAAGUUCGACCCUUACGAGUUUGGACAAAACUCUCAUGCCACCAACCAAGACACAUUUGACCCCUUUGGUUUCAAACUCGUAAGUUUUGAGACUGACAACCAAGCUAUUGUCGACCUACACAGUGGCGAUGGUACCAACCUUAAAGACAACAAUAACAGAACCAAACGGGACCCCUUUAGCUUCGAUUUCAGUAACGCAGCAUCAAUGGACCACUAUAGUUCAGACCCCAGUAAUACUGCAACAAUGGACCUCCUUGGUCUGGAACUCAGCAGAGCCAACAGUGUUGCUGAGUCAGACUGUAACAAUCCUACAGUGUCUGACCCAUUAGGAACAGUACAAACCAUGGCAACUGGAAGCAACCUGUUAGACCUGGACCUUGUGUUUGGAAGCAGUAGUUAUGGUAACCCUGAGGUCGCCCCUGAGCUCCACCCCUGUGAGCCUAGACUGGGAAACCCUGCUGGUCCAGACAACUUUGCGUUCAGAGCGAGAGACACUGCCCACUCCGAGUCUGUAGACACCGUUUCUGACUGGAUGACUGUUAAGACCAACUCCAGGGAGUCCUUCGGCCCAGUCAACUCCCGCACACACAGCCUGGACAAAUGAACCAUUCCCUGGGAAGAAGUCACCAGUCUGGCCAUGAGUCUACUGCAGUACUGCCCAACAAUGGGGAAGUAGAUGAAGCAGGUGAAGGAAGGAAUGAGAGAAAGGAGAGAGUCGCUUUUCUCCAACCUGGCAUGAUUCACCUUGACUCCUAGUCAAGGGUUGCAACAUUGCAUUGAUUUAAAAGGGAUUGAUAUGUUCAUUGAAAAUCAUAAUUUGAUCAUUCUAAUUUAUGAGUUAUUAAUUGGUGAUGGUUGCUUUGCAGCUGUAAGGCGUUGGUUCAUUCUAUACCCUGUUAUAGGUGCAAUAUAGUAUUUAAUCUUGGUCCAGAUAUAGGUAGAGGUGAGAACAUACAUUUCCACAUCCCUAAGAACCUCAAGUUUUAAUUGCAUGAAAACGAAAGGAUUUAUUAUCCUGUUUAUCUUGAAACUCUUUAACCAUCCAUCCUUUAUCAGAAAUAUAUGAGAUGCCAAGGGAUAGGGUAAAGGGUGGAGUGAAUCAUUUGGAAUUGAGCUUUCUGCAAAUACAACCAUUACCUUUUGAUGGAGGUGAGCAAACCAGGUUGGUAGAAUGCAGGGUAUGAGCUUCUUUAUGUUCAAGCAUUAUGAGUCAACUGUAAAAUAAUAAUUGAAUAGGUUUAAAGUAAAGCCAACUGCGGCCAAUACAAAUAGUUAAAAUCAAAUCAAAUCAAAUGUUAUUGGUCACAUACACAUAUUUAGCAGAUGUUAUUGAGGGUGUAGCGAAAUGCUUGUGUUCCUAGCUCCAACAGUACAAUAGUAUCUAACAUAAAUAUAUUAAACAUAAAUGUUUAAAACCCCUUGGACCUUGCACGCCCGAUUUUCCCUCCUGGUUAGCUAUAUAAUAUUCCACCUACCAAUGUGACAUGGCGUGAGCCAUACCUUAAACAAAUGUGUGUCUAUGUAUAUAAAUGUAAAUCCAUAUGUACUUUCUCAGACGCCCUGGACCAGUGAUACAUAGAUAAAUGUAGGGAACUACAAAGUGAGUGAGUGUCUGAUCUUACACCCAUUCUUGUAACUUAGAGGCUCUAUUCAAUUAGAUCCGCUUUAGCCAACAUUCACAUAGUUGUUGUUUUGGCGGUGUCUGAGGUGGAACUGUGUUAGAGCUGUCAGAUCCACAAGCAGCUCCUGCCAUUAUACCU